AUGGUAGAUUCUCGCUUUUCGAUUGUAAAGCUGAAUAACGGAAACUAUCAGAGCUGGAAAUAUAAAGUCGAGCUACUGCUAAUAAAGGACGAGUUAUGGCAUACAGUAAACGAAAUAAGACCAGAUAAUCCUGAUGAGAAGUGGUUGAAGGCGGAUAGACAAGCAAAAACUACAAUAGGCUUGUUGGUGGAAGACGACCAGUUGCGGCAUAUAAGGGACGCCAUAUCCGCGCGGGAAGCGUGGCACGCGUUAAAAUCUUAUCAUCAGAAGGCAUCACUCACGAAUCACGAAGUGUAUUUAUUAAAGAGAUUAUGCAAUAUGAGACUUGAGGAAAGUGGUGACAUGGAGACACACAUAAAUCGAACAUUGAAUAUGGUGGACGAGUUAACCGCACUAGGUGAGGUAUUAAAAGAAAAAUUAAUAAUCGCUAUGCUUUUAGCCAGUCUCCUCGAAUCGUAUAGUACGCUCAUCACAGCGCUAGAGACCAGAGCGGAGGAUGAACUAAUCUUGCAAUUGGUAAAAGGAAAACUCAUAGAUGAAGAUAGAAGACGCAAGGACAUGAGAAGUUAUGAAAAUAAAGGCGAGGAUACAACUCUCAAAAUAUCUCACAAACAUGCUACGCAGCAGAAGCAAGUACAGAAAUCUAAAGAGCUUAGCUGUUUCUUUUGCAAGAAACAAGGUCUAAAAGGGGAUGAAGAAGGAUUGUACAAAGUAUAAACGAU
Molecule: messenger RNA, 722 nt
Organism: Camponotus floridanus (Florida carpenter ant)
Lineage: Eukaryota; Metazoa; Arthropoda; Insecta; Hymenoptera; Formicidae
Product: copia protein
Exons: 1
Coding region: 1-717 (238 amino acids)
Source: RefSeq, a predicted model, not a curated record